Molecule: messenger RNA, 1537 nt
Organism: Contarinia nasturtii (swede midge)
Lineage: Eukaryota; Metazoa; Arthropoda; Insecta; Diptera; Cecidomyiidae
Product: ataxin-10
Exons: 4
Coding region: 92-1483 (463 amino acids)
Biological process (GO): neuron projection development
Cellular component (GO): cytosol
Source: RefSeq, a predicted model, not a curated record
GUCUUGAUUUGUCAAAGUUAUGAGCAUUUGUAAACAAAACACGCGCUUUAAUCUCUCACACACUGGUUGAUGUUCGCGAUUAUCGUUUGCAAUGUCUAUUAUCCCCGAUCAAUUGAUUGCAACUUUAAAGUCUCGAGAAUAUGGCCAAUUACUCGAAAUUCUAAAGUCAUCAGAUCUAAAUCAACUGUUGAAAACUGAUCAAGUGAUUGAUUUGGUUGUGGCCAUUGCGACUGUGUUCCAACAAUGUGUCCAGUUAUUAUGGUCAGAUAAUGUCAACGAUAAACCGUCCACAUUCGAUGAUUUGAUCUGUGAAUCUUGUCGAUUGCUGCGAAACAGUUGUGCGGCCGGUGCCAUGGUACAAAAUCGAAUAAUUGCAUUCGAACUAGGAUCGUACAAUAUGUAUGACAUAAUCAAUGCGAUAUUAUUUUCAUCCGAAGCAUCUCGACUAUCACAAAAGACGCGAAAAAUGUGUUGGCAAUACGUUGCAAAUAUUUGUGUUCAAAAUGCUGGAACACAACGUGAAAUUUGGUCAAAAUGUAUUGCAUCGCAUCUAUCACAAUUAAAUUGUGUAUGCGACACCGAAAAUAAUCGUGAAUGCACCAUGAUUCUUUACAACAUAUUUAUUAGUGAAAUUUUGUGUACGAUCGAUGUCAAGCAAAUUGUUGAAAUUUUAUUGCAAUGCAUCAUAAACGGUCACGACCUACAAUGUAACGAUUUUCAUCAAUUAUUUAUGGAACACCUAAUCACAAAAUACCGUUCAAUUGCAUCGGUGUACGAUCGAUUGGUGCCAGCUGAAAAGCGACUAUAUUUCAUUUACUAUGUUGCCGAUCACAUGAAAGCCGUUCGUCACGAUGUAAUUUCGACGCCGUUGUUGCAAUUCAUCUGCAAGGAAUUCAAAAAGAAAUCGGAUUGUGUUCUAAAAACACCAUCAACCGUCGAUACCAUUCAUCCAAAAGAAGUGAUCGCUUUGCUAGAAGUAAUUGCAUGUGCCACGUCCGAUGAACGAUACGCAUUCGUUUUAUCAUCAGAUACGUCAUUAUUUAUAAAUGUUGGCUGUUUGUUGCGUUCAAUUCAUGAAAUUGGAAAGCGCGAAAGUGCUGCAAAUAUCUUUACACCCGUACAGAAACUAAACCAAUUAGCGCCCAAUUCAAAUGAAGAUUGUUCCAUCGAACGCGAUAUAUCGUAUCAAUUGAAAUCAACGCUUAUCCGAACAUUGGCCAAUUUAGCAUAUAAAAAUAAAGAAAACCAAGAUUUGGCACGCGAAAUGGAAUUUUUAAUAGCAGUGCUCGACUCCACAGCAUUGGAUGCACGAAAUCCAUUGAUUAAAGAAUGGAGUAUUUUGGCUAUUCGUAAUUUAUGCGAAAACAAUAUGGAGAAUCAAGAAAUAAUUCGGCAGUUAACCAAAGUGGGCGAUUCCAAAUCGGACAUUCUAAAAGAAUUCAACCUUGAUUUAGGAUCGCUUCGAAUAAAUCCAAAUGAAUAAAAACAUUUUUUAAUGAAACAAAGAAUGAAAAAAAAAUCAACAAAUUUCCAAUAA